This is a messenger RNA of Oryza brachyantha (malo sina), 2486 nucleotides long. RefSeq names its product mucin-5AC. The record is from RefSeq and is a predicted model, not a curated record. Gene Ontology annotation, cellular component: cortical microtubule. Gene Ontology annotation, biological process: cortical microtubule organization. The transcript is spliced from 5 exons. Bases 261 to 2078 code for a protein of 605 amino acids. Lineage: Eukaryota; Viridiplantae; Streptophyta; Magnoliopsida; Poales; Poaceae.
UUCAAACUGCUCAUCUCAAAAGCUCCUCCUUUCUCAGCUCAGCUGCGCCUCCUCCCCCACUGUUCCGCUUGCUGCCACUGUCCCCAUCCACCUCCGCCUCCACCUCGCUGCCGUUUGCUUCACUCCCACUCCCACUGCUGCUGCUGCUGCUGCUCCUCCCCUCCCUUCCGCUGCCUGCGCGCGCGCGCUAGAUCUCGCCCGGGACCCUGGCAGCCAAUGCCGCCGGCGGGCGCCGCGGGACGGUGAGCUCUCUCGGAUCGAUGCACCGGGUGGCCAUGGCGGCGGGGGGUGGCGGUGACGGCGGCGACGCCAGGGGGCGGACGCUGGGGGCGGUCAUCAAGGAGAAGGACGACGAGCUCGCGCUCUUCCUCGAGAUGCGCCGGCGCGAGAAGGAGCGCGGCGCGGCUGCCGCGGCUGCGGCUGCGGCCGAGCAGCUGCUGGUGUCCGGGGAUGGGGUGGGCGUGGCGGGGGACGGGGUGCUGCUCGUAGACCGACCGCCGCCGCCUCCCGCCGAACCCAAGGCGACGGCGUACAAGAUGGCCGGCGGAUUCAGGAGGGCGCCCGGUGGAGCCGACGACUUCCUCAAUUCGGACGGCGGCGAUAAGAACGAUUACGACUGGCUUCUGACUCCACCAGGAACUCCACUUUUUCCAUCUCUAGAAUCUGAGUCAAAAAAAUCCCCAGGGAGCCAAACUGGAACCCCCAAAACUCGUCCAACUGCCUUAAAAUCAAGGCUGGCCAAUCAGCCCGAUCCUCCAUCAAGAACAACCCUUCCAUUGAGAACAACAUCGUCAAACAACUUGAACUCAGCUGCCACAACACGUAGGCCCUCAUCUUCUGGAGGACAUACAUCUAACUCAUCAAGGCCUUCAACACCAACUGGGCGUCCUGCACUGACCAAUACAUCCAAAGGUUCAAGACCUUCAACACCAACAUCUCGAGCAACUGUGCCUUCUAAGUCUGGACCUCCUGCCCGAAGAUCAUCAACGCCCACAUCCAGGUCAACACUUACUUCAGCAAGGUCAAUAACACCUUCAAGGACGUCUGGCCCUGCUACCAGGACAUCAGUUCCUUCAGGUAGAGCUUCAGCACCUGUUAGCAGGUCAUCCACUCCUACAAGAUCAUCAAUACCUGCUACCAGGUCAUCAACACCAUCAUCAAGGCCCUCCAUACCAGCACAAAGCAAGCCAGUAUCAAGGUCAUCAACCCCAACAAGACGGCCUUCUUCCACUUCCACUCAGCAUGGUAGCUUGGCUGCACCAGUUCGAUCUUCCUCAAUCUCCAAACCAGCCCCUACAAUAUCUAAAAGUUCUUCACCAGCAAAAACAAUAGCAUCAACACCUUCCAGGGGCAGCUCACCUACUGUCAAAUCAAGACCAUGGAAGCCAUCUGAAAUGCCUGGCUUCUCACUUGAUGCCCCUCCAAAUCUGAGGACAUCACUACCUGAAAGACCAACCUCUGCCACUCGGGGCAGACCUGGAGCUCCUAGUUCUAGGUCUUCUUCUGUGGAGUCUGGGCCAGCUGCUCGGCCAAGGCGGCAGUCUUGCUCUCCCUCUAGAGGGAGGACUUUAAAUGGUAGUGUGCCUUCAGGGAGUUCAAUGCCAGCAGUGAGAAGAUCGCAUCUUAGCAAUGGAGGUGACAGUGUCAAUCCUGUUCAAAUGGGUAAUAAGAUGGUUGAGAGGGUAGUGAACAUGAGAAGAUUAGUUCCUCCAAAACAUGAUGACCAAAGAUCCAGCCUCAACAGUCUAUCUGGAAAGUCAUCAAAUUCUCCAGAUAGCUCUGGCUUCGGUAGGACAUUGUCAAAAAAAUCACUGGACAUGGCUCUUCGACAUAUGGACAUACGGCGCAGCAUUCCAAACAAUUUACGACCUCUUAUGACAAGCAUACCAGCAUCCUCUGUGCAUAGUGCACGGUCAGGGUCUACAAGGAGUAGACCAAUUAGUGUUUCUGACUCUCCUCUUGCAACAAGCAGCAAUGCCAGUUCUGAGCCGAGCGUCAACAACAACCUGAUGUGCUUGGACAGUAUCGAUAUCGAUGAUGAGUUGUGCAGCGAUAGGGCAGGGCAAUACAGGCGAUGAUUUGCUUCUUAAUAGUAUAAUAGUUAUGGUCCCUGCGAAAUUUUACGACCUUAAAAUGUUCAGAGCAGUGGGAGGAUCAUCUUCAAGAUGAUCUCUUGGGUUCAAUUCUCAUAUGUAGUUCAUUGGUUGUACAAUAUUUAUCCGGUUUAUUCAUGUUAUGUUGCGAGCUGCUCCAUGUGCAACUUUAUUCUGGACCUUAUAUGUCAUUGAAAAGCGUCUUUUAUGUGUUCAGUCCUUGACUAUCAUCCUCAGUACUUUGGGAGUUUUAAGUUAGGUCUUUUUAGCCCCUUGAGUCUUGAGACCAUUUUGUAGCGGAUUUCAUGCUACACCCUGGUAGUCAAAUGUGUUUUCCCUGCUGAACUAUAUGGCAUUUUUCUCUGUUAUUGUAUCAGCAAUGUAAAUUUAGUA